Molecule: messenger RNA, 2865 nt
Organism: Pelodiscus sinensis (Chinese soft-shelled turtle)
Lineage: Eukaryota; Metazoa; Chordata; Testudines; Trionychidae
Source: RefSeq, a predicted model, not a curated record
GGUCCCACAUACUUCCGCCUCGGUAGCUGUCAUGGCGGCCAGGCUGGGUUCAGCUGAGGGUGAAGGCAGACACGUGAUCUCCCUAUCUCCUAAGGUCACCCUUGUGCAGACAGUCCUCGCAGUUCAGAGUAAAAGUGUGUCAAACACCAUUUUACAGAGCAGGAUCAGUUUCUUUGAGGAGACCCUCCUAGGAGGAUUGCCAUGUAACAGCAGAGCAGAUCGCACAUUCAAGCCCGUUAGGAAAGACGUAUGAAAUAGUCUCAGAGGAACAGCCGUGUUAGGCCAGUUUGCUGUACAUGGGGCAGCGGUUGACUGCUUGAGAGGCUGCACUCGCACUAAGGCUCUUUUCCCCCACGACUUCUGGGAAGAUGGUCCUACCUGGGAAAGUGCUUUGUACUGUUGGGAUUCUAGCCGGGCUCCUGGCUUUCUUCUGGAGAGACACCUUUAACCCAGACAGCAUCUCUGGCGCCCGAGUUCUCCUGACCGGAGCCAGCACUGGGAUCGGAGAGCAGAUGGCAUAUCAUUACUCCAAAUUUGGUGCUGAAAUAGUUCUGACUGCCAGGAGAGAAACGCUGCUGCGGAAGGUGAUGGAGAAGUGUCUGCAGCUAGGAGCAAAGAAAGUCUUUUACAUCCCGGAUGAUAUGUCUUCUCCUCAAGCCCCGGAAAGGGUGGUGCAAUUUGCUUUGCAAAAACUGGGGGGACUGGAUCACCUUGUGCUGAACCACAUUGGCAGCACCCCGUUCCGGAUGUGGGAGGGGGAUGUGGAACACACCCGCUGGCUCCUACAGGUGAAUUUUCUUAGUUACGUGGCCUUGGCCUCUGCAGCUCUUCCCAUCCUGGCUGAGAGUAAAGGAUCUCUGAUUGUGGUUUCUUCCCUCACAGGGAAAGUCUCCACUCCCUUCACAACCUCUUACUCCGCCACCAAGUUUGCUCUGGAUGGAUUCUUUGGCUCCCUGCGCCAUGAGCUUGCCAUGCAGAAGCAAGAUGUGUGUAUCACACUCUGCAUCCUGGGGCUGAUCAACACUGAAGUGGCUUUGGAGAAGACGAGGGACAAGGUGUACCUGAGCGCCUAUCCAGCUGACGAAGCUGCACUGGCUAUCAUCCAAGGGGGAGCCACCAGGGCGCGGGAGGUGUUCUACCCAUGGUGGCUGGAGCUGGUGUGCCGCCUGCGGGAUUGGUUCCCUGACCAGAGGGAUGUUGUCAUACAGAGCUUCUAUAACUACACCAGCACCUGAGUGGUGCUGAGCAACCAUUCCCUUCACCCUGCAGUGACAGGUGCAAGGCCCUCCCUCCCACUGAGGUCAGAUCAUUGUCUUCAAUGGGAGCAGGAUUUGAACCUGGAACAAGAAAACAUCAGGGAAUCCUUGGCUUAGGGUCCAGUAGCAACCUUAGCGCUGACCCCUCCUCUGUCCCCAUCAACCUUAGCUCCGACUCUCUUCCUCCAUCCAUGUCAAUGUCUGACCCUCCCUCCUCCCCGUCAGUUAGUCCCCGACCCAUUUUCUGUCCCCAGCAACCUUGGUUCUAGCCAGUGUUCCCUCUAAGCUGAGCACUUGGGCGGUCACCCAGGAGAGAUUCAAAUACCGCCCAGCUGAUUAGCAGAGCGCUCGUGGCUGCAACGUGUUUCUGUUAGUCGGGUGUAUUUGUACAUACCCUGGUGCACAAAACAACAUUUAUUCUGUACAAUGAUGGAAAAAUUUAGAGGGAACCUUGGUUCUGACCCCACCUCUAUCCCAUCAACCUUAAUUCUGACCCCUCCCCCCAUCCAUGUCUGAAUGCCCCUUCCUCCCCAUCCACCUUAACUCUCUGCCCUCCUCCGUUCAUGUCAGUUUUAACUCUUUGCCCAUCCUGCUCCCUGUUCAUAGUCUAUGCAUGGUCGAAAGGCCUCGUGCUGCCAUCUGAUCGGCACCACCUCAGCAGCCCUUGCUACAUUGUCUCUAGCCUCUCUGGCUUCAUCUGUUCAUUGAUAUGGGUAGGAAACUCCCCCCCACCCCCCGCUCCAGCCCAAGAUCUUCCAGGGCUAAGGACUCCCCACUUCUCCAGUGCAGCAUCCUCCCUGCCAGAAACUCACCUGACGUUCCUACCCCAAGGAUAACUUCCCCCAUAGGAGGCAGACCUUUCUAGUGGGAUAAAUUCUUGCGCCCCUUGCUGGGUUUCCAAGGGCCCUGGGAUUGGUGAGCUGGGGGCUUGGAUGCCUUCCAGGAGGGAUAUGUUCACCAACCCCAGAGCGGCUCCAGUCAGCCUCCAUACUCCUUCCCCUCUUAGCCAAUAAGACAUGGGCACUAGUCCAGAAAUCCCCCUUGCGUGCGAGUCAGGUGGCUUCCCCUUUUGCCACUGGGCAAGGAGAAAGUUCUAUGUUAGGGGCUGGGGGUUUGCUUGGGGGUCUCCCCCUUGCCUGGUUGACCAGAGCAACAGGCAAAGAUGAUACUCACAGCUCUUGCCCCCGGUUGGCAGGUGGGAUGUGGAAGAACCAGUGGGUCCCACAUGCAGGGGCGGCCCUAGACUAGCUGCCAGCAACUGGCGCCCUAGGCGAACCAGGCAAUUGGCGCCCCCACCUCUAAACCCCUCAAUGAUAUUGCGCCACCAUUUGGCGCCCCAUUUAACUUGGUGCCCUAGGCAACCGCCUAGUUUGCCUAUAUGGACAGGCCGCCCCACGUGCCCGCAGCCCCCCCACCCAGUUCAGGGUGCAGCCAGCACACCCUUCCCAGCUGCGCCUGACCCCAAUUCAGGUGGAGUCUGAGGCCUGGUUGUCAGCGGUGCCAGCCACCCACAGCUGUUCUCGAAUCCAGUGGAUUUUGUGGGUGAUCAGCCCUUCUGCCUGCUGCAAAGCCAGUGUGAAUGGGGCAAGGCAGCCUGGCUCCCACAAGG